AUGCGCUCCCUUCCCCAGUUCGACGGGGAUGUGUCGGGACCCAGCUUCUUGUGGACGGAGGACGAGCUCGAAUGGCUCCAGGGCAGCGAUGGCUAUGGGGCGGCCGCAGCCAUGUACAACACCAUUGUGGACGAGUAUGUGACGCUGAAUGAGUCGCUCUUCCAGGAGCACUCGGAGAAGUUUCCUUCCAGUGUGUUCACCUUCGACCACUUUCUCUGGGGUGCGGCCACCGUGGCUUCACGAGCCUAUGGCGAUGAUGCGGAAGGCAGGAACCACCGCGCCGGCGCCCUGCAGCUGACGCGAUUUGGUAACGGCAUCGUUGCUUACGCCCACAAGCACUACGACGUGGGGGAGCAAGUCUGGGUAAGCUACGGCGGGAAGAGCAAUGCCGAGUUGCUGUCGCAGCACCUUAACUUCUUGAAGAUGGUCCAAGGCCAAGACUCUAAGAUUCAUGCUGCGAGGCUUUCUGAGCCUACAGGGUUCUGA
Molecule: messenger RNA, 486 nt
Organism: Symbiodinium sp. CCMP2456
Lineage: Eukaryota; Dinophyceae; Suessiales; Symbiodiniaceae
Source: the annotation of a GenBank genome assembly